Messenger RNA from Knipowitschia caucasica, 678 nucleotides. NCBI's taxonomy places the organism in Eukaryota, Metazoa, Chordata, Actinopteri, Gobiiformes, Gobiidae. The record is from the annotation of a GenBank genome assembly.
AUGAAUCCUCCUUGUGGAAGAUGCAAGAAACCAGUUUAUCCAACAGAAAAAAUCAACUGUCUCGAUAAGUUUUGGCAUAAGGGAUGCUUCAGCUGUGAAGUAUGCAAGAUGGCCCUGAGCAUGAGUAACUACAAGGGCUUUGAGAAAAAGCCAUAUUGCACAAUGCAUUACCCCAAAUCCUCCUUCACCAUCGUGACGGACACCCCCGAAAACAAGCGGCUCAAGCAACAGACCCUGCUGAACAGUCAGGCGCUUUAUAAAGAGGAUUUUGAAAAGAACAAAGGCAAAGGUUUCAGCGUGGUGACCGACACUCCUGAGAUGCAGAGGCUAAAGAAGACUCAGGAACAAAUCAGUGAUAUCAAGUACCAUGAGGAGUUUGAGAAGAGCAAGAUCCCCAGUGACGCCCCUCCCCCCGUCAACAGAAGCGAAGAUGACGUCCCAUGUGAUCCCAGAUUGAGUCAACCACCAGUUCAGCCUCGUCCUGUGGCACCACCUGCUGGAGGGCCACGUUACCAGGCUCUGUACAGCUACACCGCAGUAGAAGCUGAUGAAGUGUCACUGCAGGAGGGAGAUUUGAUCCUAAAUGUGGAGACCAUAGACGCCGGCUGGGUGUUUGGAUUCAACCAGCGCGCAGGAAAAAGAGGAAUGCUACCUGCCAACUACAUCCGACCCAUUUGA